UUCAUCCUCAGCCCUUCCUCUUAUGUAAUGCAACAUGGCUUCCAUGCAGAGAUUCGUGUGUCUUGUUACUGGUGCAGCAUCUGGUCUUGGUAAAGCCACAGCUCAAAGAUUAAUACGAAAUGGUGCUAGGGUUGUCAUAGCUGACCUACCUUCCAGUGAGGGGGAAGUCGUUGCUAAAGAACUUGGAGAAAAUUGCACAUUUUCCCCUACCGAUGUUACCUCAGAGGCAGAUGUCCAAAACACAAUUAAGGUGGCUAAUGAUAAGUAUGGUCCAUUGAAUGCUGCCGUUAACUGUGCAGGUAUUGGCAUAGCUGUCAAAGUGUUAUCCAAGGCUGGUGAAGCACAUCCUCUUGAUCAGUUUGAAAAAGUCAUAAAGGUGAAUACCACAGGAAGUUUCAAUGUAAUAAGGCUGGUUGCAGAACAGAUGGCAAAAAAUGAACCCACUGAGGGUGGUGAAAGGGGUGUAAUUGUCAACACUGCUAGUGUUGCAGCUUUUGAUGGGCAGAUGGGCCAGGCAGCAUACUCUGCAUCUAAGGGGGGUAUAGUUGGUAUGACUUUGCCGAUUGCAAGAGAUUUAGCAAGGCAUGGAAUAAGGGUGAAUACUAUUGCACCAGGUUUGUUCUUGACACCACUGCUUCUUAGUUUACCAGAGAAAGUAAGGAUAGCACUGGCUAAGACCAUUCCCUUUCCCAGUCGCCUGGGGGAUCCUGAAGAUUAUGCUCACCUUGUGCAGUGCAUCAUGGAAAAUCCUAUAAUGAAUGGGGAAACCAUCAGGAUUGACGGAGCACUAAGAAUGCAGCCUUGAGUAACCUGUCUGCCCUUUUAAAAAUGUAUUAUCCAUAUAUUUUGCUGGACUAUAGGGUAUUUAAUUAGGGUUUAUACAUGCUAUGAAUAUACUUUGUACUUUUUUGUACAAAAAGAGAUAUGAAUAAAAUUUCAAGAACCCUGGGAAGAUUUACAAAAAA
Actinia tenebrosa (Australian red waratah sea anemone) is the source of this 965-nucleotide messenger RNA. RefSeq names its product 3-hydroxyacyl-CoA dehydrogenase type-2. Gene Ontology annotation, cellular component: mitochondrion. Gene Ontology annotation, biological process: fatty acid metabolic process; androgen metabolic process; estrogen metabolic process. Lineage: Eukaryota; Metazoa; Cnidaria; Anthozoa; Actiniaria; Actiniidae. The record is from RefSeq and is a predicted model, not a curated record. Gene Ontology annotation, molecular function: estradiol 17-beta-dehydrogenase [NAD(P)+] activity.